Messenger RNA from Arctia plantaginis, 552 nucleotides. NCBI's taxonomy places the organism in Eukaryota, Metazoa, Arthropoda, Insecta, Lepidoptera, Erebidae. The record is from the annotation of a GenBank genome assembly.
AUGGAACUUUACCCUAAAACGGAGAUUCAAUCAUUUCAUCUCGACUUACCUACCGAACCUUGUCCGCGGAACUUGUUUAUCUCUCUUGUAAGUAAAAAAUAUCUUGCCGCUCUCUACCUGGUAGAACCUUCGAUAUUUCCACAAAAUUGGCCAUUGAUUGUUAAGGUCAGUCCCAUGGGAGCGUGGAAUACUUUAAAUAAAAUAGUAAUAAAGUACUUAAACUCAAGAUACUCCCCACAAGGUCUUCAAAUUGGCAAAAAUGAGACGGCGCUACUCGCGCUGGCACAGAAGAUAUCGGAAAAUAUAUCGAACGAUAUAAACGGGAAUGAUGGAAAUUCCUCAAAAAUUCUAGAUGCGAUGAAACCUCAAAAUGAUGAAUUUGACCUUCUUAGUGAAAAACUUCAAAUUGUUUUCGAUCUUGUUGCUAGUGACAUAGUAAAACUAACUGGAAGAGAAGUAACUAUUCACAUCUCAAUUGAUGAUAAAAAAAUCAAAUUGACAAAGUUACCCAAAGUCGAAUCCUUUGACGAGUUAAAAUUAUUUAAUUUGUAA